AUGAUGCCUUCAGUAAAUAUGAGCGUUCUCCUUAUUGGUGUUUCCUUGUGUCUCAUGACUCAUCCAAUCCAUUCAGCUAGGAUUACCGACAUCGGACGAGAAUCACAGAUGGUCGGCGAUUCGGAAACAGCAGAAGAUUUUUAUCCGCCGCAGCUUCAUCCGUGGUUUGGUAAGCGUAUCAUUGACUCCGCUGAGAAAUAUUUUGAUUGGGCAGGAAAAACGAAUCGUCCUAUGGAAUAUCUUCGUGGAAAACGUUUUUGGCUUUUCACCAAAAAAGAUGAGCAUGGCGCUAGCCAGGAAACAACGCAUGAUUCCAAUACACCAUCCAAUUCAGUCAAACAAGGCAUUUGGCGAUCAGGCAUUGUUGGACGUCGUUAA
Messenger RNA from Adineta ricciae, 378 nucleotides. The record is from the annotation of a GenBank genome assembly. NCBI's taxonomy places the organism in Eukaryota, Metazoa, Rotifera, Eurotatoria, Adinetida, Adinetidae.